Molecule: messenger RNA, 1106 nt
Organism: Nicrophorus vespilloides
Lineage: Eukaryota; Metazoa; Arthropoda; Insecta; Coleoptera; Silphidae
Exons: 2
Coding region: 221-1027 (268 amino acids)
Source: RefSeq, a predicted model, not a curated record
GCAGAACAAGCUGAAAGGUGCGAUGGAAAAGAGCUCGGAAAGUAUAACGCAAAAACCACAGUUGCCGAAUGUUCACAUUCAAGGUAAAUUAUAUAAUCAUAUACGUCUUUGAUCGAAUCAUUUUUCAUAAAUCUAAUUGCUUCCAUGCGAAGAAGACGGUGAUUUUGAUGGGUACACAUCUAAGGAUGAUUCAGAAUCUUCUCGUCGUCGAUUUUACUUGAUGAAGAAGUUGGGUUUGUUAACGCACGAUCAAGAUAAAUCUCCUAUAAAGACUGAAAGUAUUGUCAUUGCACCAAUUGAAAUAGAAAAUGUGGAGAGCAAAUGCGAAACUGCAUCAAAUGAUAACACAUCUUCAACUACUGUUCUAGCGGACGAUGAAAACAUAAAACAUUUCCUCGAAGAGGAAUCCGCUGUUAGAGAAGAAACAACGCUCGUUGGAGAAGAAAUGAAUCCGGAUAAUAGUAAAGAAGAUACUGAUGAAUGCAUAAGUGAUAUUGCAUUGGAUGUAGAAAAUGAUCUCGAAUUGGAUAGUAUUAAAAGUGAAGAGGAAAUAACGAACGAAGGAGAGGAGAUACAGCGUGAUGAAGUGAAAUUGGAAGAAGUCGUUGAGAGUUUUUCGAAUCUGGAUAUAAAUGAAAAUAGAGAAGAAACGAAUUCUCAGUUGGAAAUUGAAACAGAAUCUACAGUGGAUAAUGAUAGUGCAAUUGAUAGUCAAGAAUCGCCGGUUUUUAGAGAUUGUUCUCUGGAGGAAAUUAGAAUUGUAUCGAACGAUGAAGUAUCGCAAAAUGCUGCCGGUGAGAGUCGGGAGGCGAAGAAGUGUGAAUACUUUACGGUGAACUUUAACGAAGACGUUCCGAUGACGAAGGCAGCUGAGAAUAUCGGCGAUUGCAGCGGAUCCGAGGAGGAUUGCAGCGAUUCUAGAAUAUGGGAGGAAGAAGAAGAAGAGGAGAUUUCGAAGAGGGAUUCUGGUGGUAAAGGGAAACGCAGAGGGCGCAGAAGCGACGAGAAUAAAUGUUCGUUAUCCUAAAUGAACCCCUAACAAAAUCAAUCAAACAAACAAACAAGAAAAGCCUUAGUCGAGAAAAUUACUGUGUUUUACUUUCUGU